AUGGAGAGGCCAAAGCAGGACGACAAUGUCAUAGUCGGGACGAUAGAACUCCCGGGCUCCUCACAUUCGCAGCAAGCGCUUAAUCACGAAAAGCACCGCGACAUUCUGGUUGCAUCAUCAUGGCCAAAAGAUCCAGUCCCUCUGGUGCCCGACACCAAAGAUCGAAUAUUCAUGUGGCUGUACGACGGCAUCCUUCUGGCUGUUCCGCUUGUCCUCGUCGCCAAAAUCGGUCUGGUAAUCGGUGCAUGGAAGCUCGAUCGACAACAUCGUGGAGACGAGAUUGAUCUGGUCAGUAGGCUUACCACUUUCUUGAUCGAAUUCAACGGUCAAAUGACGACGGCUUUUACCAUCGUCUUCGUCACAAUCAUCUCAACCCUGGUGCGGCGAUACGCACUGUGGAAAGCGCAGACAGGUGCGCGUGUCUCGGACCUCGAACAGCUCCAGGGCAGUAUAAGUCUUCCAAGCACACUCAAGUUGAUUUGGUCUCUUCGCGCCUUCACUACAAUGAGCGCUGCUCUUGUCGCCAUCUGGUCUUUCUACUACCUCGGCAGUCAAGCCAGCAAGCAAGAAUUCCAACGGGUCGACUCUCGUUCGUAUCACCAAAUAAACGGUUAUACUGCUAGCACGAGCCUUCAGUCUGGUUUCAGUUCCUCCUACGGCAAUACAUAUCACAGCUUCAGUAUCGACGAUUUGAAUGCCGCUCUUAUAGCCGCUGUAAGCUUCACGAAACCAGACUACAAUUCGCCCACUGCAACACCAAAGGGCACUGACUCCAUCGGUUCCGCCGUCGUUCCUGAUCUCAACGCUAUCUUGGAUCAAGGCUGGUGGGUCAACGAUAUCGGAUAUGUAUCUCCUCGUCCUAGUCGCCACGGUUGGGUCAAUGUUGCACAUCAAUCACAACUCAUGAAAUCAGAUGACUACUCGGCGUUUAUCGGAAGAGCUACGUAUUUCGAGCUUUCGAGUGACGCCUAUGGGCCAAUUUUCCAACAAAUCAAUGGGUUCUUGGGUGAGUAUACCCUACCGACCAGGUAUUUGGCGGUCAAAUGCGCACGCCCUAUAAUCCUUCCAUAUGAAACUUUUCCCGAUGGCACCUACAUGAACCAAUCUGUGAGCCUCAACUUGACCCAUGUUAGGCCCGACGCUCCCAAAGAUGGCGAAGGCUAUCCUCUUCGCGAGUUCAAUUUGUCUACGCGGUGGAUCCCCGAUAAUGAUCAAAGCAUCGUCUCCUAUGGCAGUUCGCGGCAGACCUGUAACAUCACGUACGUCAAAGUUGACAUGCAAGUGCACUGUGGCGUAUCAGGCUGCUUUCCGAUUAAAAUGCGGUACAAGAACAAUAUGUCUCGGCAAAAUGUAACUUCGUUCAGUACACCUUUUGAUGACGACGCCUUUGCCGAGAGAUUCUUCAGUGCUCUCCUUCUCUCACGCGGCGCGCAACGGAAUGCCUCCACGACCACAGAUAUUGGAGGCAGCUUGACCCUCGGCCUUCAAAACUUCCUGGGCCAGCCAGAGGGGUCUAUCGGCGAGGGAGACAACUACGACCAGUUUCUGUCUACGCAGCAACGCGGCCUCGAACUGCCAUUGACCCAAUAUUUCAACACCUACUAUAUUCUCUCGCAAGUGGUGACGGGUGUUGCUCCCAGUUAUGCGCCGGAUGACACCCAAUUUCAAGCUCUACCUAUCCACGGCGCCCUCUAUGAUCCUCACUACGCUAUCCUGUGGGGCUGGAUCGCCGUUGAUUUCGUGUCUUGCAUCAUCUUACUCAUAGCCGCCAUCAUUGCAUGUUGGUUGCGCAUCCACACCCUUGCUCCAGAUAUCUUCGGUUACGUCUCCAGCCUGACGAGAGACAAUCCACAUGUUGCACUCCCGGACAAUGGGACCACGUUGAAUGGUCUGGAACGGGCUCGGCUGUUGAGGAAUGUCAAAGUCAAGAUUGGCGACGUGUCCUCACCUGACGAAGAGUCUGGCAGGGUAGGAUUGGCACAAGUCUAUACCACACGUGGAACCCUGGUGGCGAAUCUGAAGCCUACAGUCGCUUAUGUUUAA
This is a messenger RNA of Cladophialophora psammophila CBS 110553, 2043 nucleotides long. RefSeq lists its product as uncharacterized. The transcript has a single exon. Lineage: Eukaryota; Fungi; Ascomycota; Eurotiomycetes; Chaetothyriales; Herpotrichiellaceae. The record is from RefSeq and is a predicted model, not a curated record. Bases 1 to 2043 code for a protein of 680 amino acids.